CAGACCGUCGUAGUAGUUUCUCUCAACGAAACCAUUUCACCGUACCCACCACCUUCGCUCUCCCAGCUUCAGUCCACGUUGAACCGUCGUUCGCGUAACGUCCACUGUCCGACUGAUUUGGUUUUUCCCUUUCUAUUUCUAAGCCGGUAGUUGUAAUAAUAUUCAUCGAUAUAAUUGAACUUCAAAGUUUUAACAAGUGUAUCAAUCGUUGAUUUAAAAUCCUAUUAUGAGUAUGAUUUCUUUGAGAACGUUAUAAACACUAGUGUGAGAUAUCUCAUUGAGAAAAGAUUAAUUAUUAUAAAAAAAAAAAAAUUGAAGAUGAUCUCAACGAGGAAAUCUAUCGUGAUAUUGUUAACAAUUAUCACCCUAAUCCUACCUAUUGAUGUGACCGAGGGUAGACCACGCAUAAGGCAUCAUAAAGGAGGUUCGCAUUGCACCAGAUGCGGUCCAGGUUGGGGUGCAACCAGUAGAUGUGUUCGUGGUCGUGACACCGAAUGUACCAAAUGUUUAUCUGGCACUUAUAGUCCUCAUCACAGUACCCAACCCUGCUGGAUAUGUUCGAGGUGUGGUCCAGGAUUGUACGAAGCACAUCCGUGUACCGCAAAAACCGACACGGUUUGCGAUUCAUGUCAUCGUGCUGCUCCGGAUAAUCCGGAUUAUCAUAGGAAAUGUAAAAAUCGUGGCAACUUUUUCUUGGCACCCGAAGAUGCCGAAAAUACCGACGAGGAAACUGUAUUGAUCAAUCAACCUGAACAAAUAUUUCAUUUGACAGACAGACAAAAAAUUAUUGAAAAAGAUAUCGAAGCUGCUGGAUAUCAUGAUUUGCUAUUGGAUGAAGAAUCAACUGAUCGUAACGAUUACGAAAAUUACGAUUCCAAAUCUCGAACGAUGCAAAGGCUUUGAAAUUCAUUUGGGUGAAUUAGGUUAGGUUGAAUCAAAAGUUCGUGCGUUUUUCAUUUUCAAUUAAUAUUUCCAAAAUAAAAUUUACAAAAAUAAUCUACCCCAUUAUGCACUUGUUUUUCAUUAACAUUUUCAAAAUAAAUUUUACAAAAAUAAACGACCUCAUUAUGCAGUUUGUUAUACAAUAAAACGCACGAAAUUUUGUUUCACCCUAAUAAAAGGGGGAAAAAAACAUAAAAAAAAAAAAAACAAUCCUUGUUUACUAGUCAAAACUCAAUAUGCCAACAUAUAUAUGUGUACAUAUGCAUGUGACGAUCAUAAGUCCAAAGUUCUUCC
This is a messenger RNA of Polistes dominula (European paper wasp), 1236 nucleotides long. RefSeq lists its product as uncharacterized. NCBI's taxonomy places the organism in Eukaryota, Metazoa, Arthropoda, Insecta, Hymenoptera, Vespidae. Gene Ontology annotation, biological process: Rho protein signal transduction. Gene Ontology annotation, cellular component: cell surface; plasma membrane. The record is from RefSeq and is a predicted model, not a curated record. Gene Ontology annotation, molecular function: coreceptor activity; death receptor activity; nerve growth factor binding.